ACUGUCGAGCUGUAUAUACUCCAAUCCCGAUGAGCAGCUCUAGCUAGAUUGGUUGAUUCGUGUUAAACAAAUCAGGCGCUCUCUUCCGAAAGUCCGCCGAUUACGUGGCCUCGACCUCGUUGCUCUCCGCAGCGGCGGCAAGCAUGCAGCGGCAAGAGGAGUCCGGCGAGGACAUCGUGAUCGUGGGCGCCGGGCUCGCCGGCCUCGCCGCCGCGCUCGGGCUGCACAGAAAAGGGGUGAGGAGCCUGGUGCUGGAGUCGUCCCCGGCGCUCCGGGCCUCGGGGUUCGCCUUCGCCACGUGGCCCAACGCCUUCCGCGCGCUCGACGCCCUUGGCGUCGGCGACGAGAUCAGGAAGCUCCACCUGCACAUCGAGGGGCUGCGCGUCAUGUCGGCGUCCACGGGUGAGAUAGCAAAGAAGGUGGAUUUCAGGGACGAGUUCCGCUGCGUCAGGCGCGACGUGCUGCUGCAGGUCCUGGCGGCGGAGCUGCCGACGGGCACCAUCCGCUACUCCUCCAGGAUCGUCUCCAUCGACGACGGCGACGACGACGGCGCCAAGAUCCUCCACCUCGCCGACGGCUCGACUCUCCAGGCAAGGGUGCUGGUCGGAUGCGACGGGAUCAACUCCGUGGUGGCCAGAUGGCUGGGGCUCGCCAAGCCGUCGCACUCCGGGCGCUCCGCCACGCGGGGCCUCGCGCGUUACCCCGACGGCCACGGCUUCCCGCCCAAGUUCCUGCAGCUCUUUGGCAACGGCUUCCGCUUCGGCUUCGUCCCCUGCAACGACACCGACGUCUACUGGUUCUACACAUGGUCUCCCUCCCAAGACGAUGAUGGUGUCGCUGAGAGCGGCGCCAAGAUGAAGCAGUACGUGCUGACGAAACUGAGGAGCUCCAAGGUGCCCGCGGAGGCGCUGGAAUUGGUGGAGAGGAGCGAGCUGAGCGACGACGCGCCCGCCGCACCGCUGCGGUUCCGGCCGCCGCUCUCGCUCCUGUUCGCGGGCAUCAGCAAGGGGAACGUGUGCGUCGCCGGCGACGCGCUGCACCCGAUGACGCCGGACCUUGGCCAGGGCGGCUGCGCGGCGCUGGAGGACGGCGUCGUCCUGGCCAGAUGCCUCGGCGAGGCCAUCCUCGGUGGCGAUGGCGACGGAGCGACAGGCGGGACUGAUGAGAAGGAGAGGAUCGAGUUGGGCCUGCGCAGGUUUGCCGGGAUACGGCGGUGGAGGAGCAUCGAGCUCAUCGGAACGGCCUACGUUGUCGGCUUCUUGCAGCAGAGUGGUAAUAGGAUCAUCAGCUUUCUGCGGGAGAAGGUGCUGGCCGGAGUGCUCGCGGGAAGGCUCGUUAAGAUGUCGGACUACAACUGCGGGACGCUGUCGAGCUAGGGAGUAGUACAUUUGAGGCAACCAAGAUAGCAAGAGCAUAUCUUUUUCUUUCUUCCGAGAAACUUUCAAACUAUUUAUCCUUAAUUAUGACAGUACAAAGAACAAAAGAAGUAAUAAAAAUUAGGACGCCGAUAGUGCCACACGUGUAGGCGUUAGAGAGUUUGCCCACACAUUUUGUGUGGUGUAUAAGAGAAACAACCCACACACCUACGUGUGGGCAAAACAAGUAAUGACCACAAGUAGAUAACGCCCA
Triticum dicoccoides is the source of this 1629-nucleotide messenger RNA. RefSeq names its product monooxygenase 2-like. The record is from RefSeq and is a predicted model, not a curated record. Bases 144 to 1376 code for a protein of 410 amino acids. Gene Ontology annotation, molecular function: FAD binding. NCBI's taxonomy places the organism in Eukaryota, Viridiplantae, Streptophyta, Magnoliopsida, Poales, Poaceae. The transcript is spliced from 2 exons.